This is a messenger RNA of Candidozyma auris, 843 nucleotides long. It is a transcript of the gene SUI3, whose product is annotated as translation initiation factor eIF2 subunit beta. Gene Ontology annotation, biological process: formation of cytoplasmic translation initiation complex; formation of translation preinitiation complex; translational initiation. NCBI's taxonomy places the organism in Eukaryota, Fungi, Ascomycota, Pichiomycetes, Serinales, Metschnikowiaceae. The transcript has a single exon. Gene Ontology annotation, cellular component: eukaryotic translation initiation factor 2 complex. Gene Ontology annotation, molecular function: mRNA binding; translation initiation factor activity; translation initiation factor binding. Bases 1 to 843 code for a protein of 280 amino acids. The record is from RefSeq and is a predicted model, not a curated record.
AUGAGUGACUUAGGGUUUGAUCCAAGCUUGAAAAAGAAAAAGAAGUCAAAGAAGCCCAUUGAAGGUGGGGAGGGCGCCAGCCCCUCGCCCGCGGCAUCCGACUUGGACGAUAUGUUCGCUGGAUUGAAGAAGAAGAAAAAGUCCAAGAAGACCGAGGAGAAUGGCGACUCUGCCGCCUCUCCCUCAGUAGACAGUGUGACAGCGUCGUUCGACGACUUGGGAUUGAAAAAGAAAAAGAAGAAGUCUAUCAAGGCCUCAACCGCCAGCGAUUUCGAGCAGGCGUUGGAGAAAGCAGGCCUUGACGAUGUCAGUGGCACUGCUGCUUCCCAGGACGACAAACAGCUACCAGUACAGACUACGUUGGGCUUACCAUACGAUUUCCUUUUGUCUAGAUUCUUCACCAUCUUGAAAGAGAAAAACCCAGAGUUGGCUGGCGACAGAAGCGGGCCAAAGUUCAGAAUCCCUCCGCCAGUGUGUCAAAGAGAAGGUUCAAAGAAGACCUUAUUUGCCAACGUUCAGGAGAUUGCUACCGUUUUACAAAGAAACCCAGAGCACCUCAUCCAGUUUUUGUUUGCCGAGUUGGGUACCUCUGGUUCCAUCGAUGGUGAGAAGAGACUAGUGUUAAAGGGUAAGUUCCAGCCCAAGCAAAUGGAGUCUGUCUUGAGAAGAUACAUCAUCGAGUACGUGACAUGCAAGACUUGUAAGUCGAUGAACACUGAAUUGAAGAGAGAGUCUGCCAACAGAUUGCAUUUCUUGAGCUGCAAAGCGUGUGGCUCCACUAGAUCCGUGUCGAGUAUCAAGACUGGUUUCCAGGCCCAGAUCGGCAGAAGAAAGAGAAUGUAA